CCCUUCUCCUGGGACCAAGUACACCAGCCUUGGCCAUACAUUCCAGGCCCUUCGCAGCCUUACCCACGUCCCCCCACUCUGGCUUCACUUACAUUGUCCCCAGCCAGGGCCCUUCACACGUCCACACCUGUGCACACUCCUUACCUCUCCGGGCCUGGAUUCUUCUGGACCCUCCCUCGUGCUGGGUGCUCUCUGCUUAAUCUCCACAACAUCACCUCUCCUGCGAAGCCUUCCCUGGCAUCACUGCCCCACACCAGGCAGAUCUGAACACAGGAGCCCACAGCCCUCUGGGUGGCACCUUGGGGGGGGGGUCCUGUCUAGACAUAGCAGGGUUAAGACCCACCCACCUCCUGGCAUGAUAAUCCACUGUAGCACCACUCAACAGGAGCAUGGGUUUUCUGCAGACUACAACACCCAGAAUCCCUGGGAGAAGGAGCCCUCAGCCUCUGGGGCUCAGUCCCUCGAUGGUUUCUGGGAGUUGUAGUCCAGAUUCCUCUCCUCCUCCCCCUACAUGCGGCUUGGCAGCCAGACUCGCUGUGUCUCCUACGCUGAGCAGGGCCUGGAACUAGGAAAGUCAGACAUAAAGGGUUCUCAGGAAGGACUGAGGGAACAGGGACUUGAGACCAUCAUCUCCAGGGCUGGCCCAGCACUGGGCUCCUUGACUCACCUCACCACCCGUACCCCACCUGAUCCAUCCAAAACCCCAUCAAUUCCUCUCCCUCUCCAGUGCCACUAUCCUAGCCCAGGCUACCAUCAUUACCUGCUGGAUGCCUGGGUAGCCUCCUUACAGGUCUCCAUGGGCCACCUUUGUCCUCAGGCCCUGGGUCCCUAACCCAUACUCACCCCUCCCUGUCGAUUUACAUGCGGCUCACACCCCUCUUCUUUUCCCACUCCGUCCACAGUCAGCCCCCUGUACCUCCCACACUCCAGGCUCUUUCCCACCCCAGGGCCUUUACACAGGCUGUGCCCUCUACCUGAAAUGCUCUUCCCCAGAUCUCGCCACAACUGGCCUCUUCAUUCCCCAGCUGAAAUGUCACCUCCUUAGAGGAGCUUUCCCAGUGAAGUGCCCCCCCCCCACUCAUUACCCAGGGCACUUCCUUCAGGAAACUUAAGACAAUGGGAAGUUGUCACAUUUCUGUGCUGACAGGUUUCUUGUGUCCCCCACCAGUGUGUGAGCCCCACUGUACCAUGUCCUAUUUCCUAAUGUACUCAGGGACUCGUUGAAAGAAUGAGUGUAUAAGUGGAUGGGAUAUUGUUGUGAGGUGCUGUCAGGUCACUUCAGACUCACAGUGACCCUAUGUACUGUACGACAGAAUGAAACACUUCCCUCUCCUGUAUCAUCCUCACAAUCGUGCUUGAGCCCAUCAUGUCAAUCCAUCUCAUUGAGGGUCUUCGUCUUUUUCGCUGACCUUCUCCUUUACCAAGCAUGAUGUCCUUUUCCAGGGACUGCUCCCUCCUGAUAACAUGUCCAAAGUAUGUGAGACGAAGUCUCUCCAUCCUUGCUUCUAAGGAACAUUUUGGCUGUACUUCUUCCAAGACAGGCUUAUUCAUUCUUCUGGCAGUCCAUGGUAUAUUCAAUAGUCUUCACCAACACCAUAAUUCAAAGACAUCAAUUCUUCUUCCGUCUUCCUUGUUCAUUCUCCAGCUUUUCGCAUCCAUAUCAGGCGACUAAAAACACCAUGGCUUGGUCAGGUACACCUGAGUCCUCAAAGUGACAUAUUUGCUUUUUAACAACUUAAAGAGGUCUUUUGCAGCAAAUGUGGCCAAUGCAAUACGUCAUUUGAUUUCUUGAUUGUUGCCUGAAAUCCCUGACAACUUGAACGGGAUAUACGUAUGAAUAAGUGAGUGUGUCCUUGAAUAAACCUCAGUGUGAUUUUGAGUCAGUUGUUUAAUUCUCUGGGCCUGGGUUCCUCACCCUGCCCUCACCACAGCUGCCUUCUCCUCCACCCCAUCAGCAGUGAAAUGAGCAAACAAACCCUUUCUUGCCCCCAAAACUAGGAGGAGUGAUUCACCUGCAAACCUCUGCUGCUUCCUCCUCCUAUUCACACCACGGCACUGUGUCUCAGGCUUCCCUCCCUCCUUAGCCACACACACCUCCUUCCAGCCCCGGCCUGCCCAGCCCCUCCCAUGCAUCUGUGGUAAAGCAGACCUUCUACGGCACCCCAGACUCUGGGCAGCACAAAAUGGGGGCUCUGAGGCCCUGGGCCCGAUAUGGGCUCCUGGUUGUGGGCCACUUCCUGGCCCUGGUGCUUGGGGCUGCUGUGCUCCAGGCCCUGGAGGGGCCUCCAGCACACCAGCUCCAAGCCAAGCUCAGAGCCGAGCUGGCCACCUUCCAGGCAGACUACGGGGCCUGCCUGCCACCUGGGGCACUGGAAGGGCUACUGGGGACCGCCCUGGCAGCCCAGGCCCACGGGGUCUCCAGCCUGGGCAACGGCUCCGGGGACGGAAACUGGGACCUGCCCUCAGCCCUGCUCUUCACUGCUGGCAUCCUUACCACCACAGGUUACGGCAACACGGCCCCACUAUCAUCAGGUGGCAAGGUCUUCUGUAUGGUCUAUGCAACCCUGGGGCUGCCGGCCUCACUGGCACUUGUGGCCAUGCUGCGCCACUACCUACUGCCUGUGCUCAGCCGCCCGGGGGCCUGGGCAGCAGCCCACUGGCAGUUGGUGCCAGCCCGGGCUGCGCUGCUGCACGCUGCUGGACUGAGCCUGCUGGUAGGUGGCAUCUUUCUGCUGCUGCCAGCGCUGGCGCUGUGGCGGCUACAGGGCGACGUCAGCCUGCUGGGGGCGAUCUACUUCUGCUUCGACUCGCUCAGCACCAUCGGCUUUGGAGACCUGCUGCCCGGCCAUGGCCGCGGCCUGCAUCCAGCGAUCCAUCAUCUUGGCCACGUUGCUCUUCUUGGUUAUAUGCUCUUCGGGCUCCUGGCCAUGCUGCUGGUCGUGGAGACCUUGGCGGAGCUACCACAGGUCACUGCCAUCGUGAGAUUCUUCGAGUCCAGUGGCCCUUCGAUCGCUGAGGAUCAAGGUGGAAUCGUAGAGCAGGAUGGACUGGCUCUGAGCACCUUGCCGCCCGCAGCCCCCAGCCCAGAGCAAGCUUGCUAACAGGUGUCAGGUGGCUCAACUCCUUUAAUUAAGGUGGACAGAUGGACGAGCGGAGGAGGUUAAGCUGUUAAGCGGUUAGAGGAAGCUUCUGGAGAUGGGGGGAAGGGGCGUGGCCGCAGUGAGGGCCUCGGGGAAUACUGUGUUAAUAGAAUAAUAAAAUGGGCAACAACUUCGAUUGUUAAUACCAUCUCUUCUUUCGAAACGAGAUUCCCUACGGCCAUCAACAACACAAACCCCCCACCUCCGCCCUCCAUCAUCCUCCCUAGGCCAAUGUCCAGCUCAGCUGCGUUUGGGAACCUCCAAGCCCCCUGUGGGGUCGAAGACAACCUUAUCGGCCUCAGCCCCACCCUCUUCCGUCCACUGACAGCCCGAGCUGCCCAGAGGAAAGGCCCGCUGGUCUCUCGUCGUCUAACUUUAUUGCUCCAACGAACAGAAAAGGGAGGAGGCCGGGCAACCCAUGAUCCAGUCCUCUGCCCGCGGCUGGCUCUCCGGUCCCUACCGUCGGGGAGGGGUCAUCGGGACACUCCUGGAGACUCCCAGCCCCCCGCGGACACACGCACACACACUCACACAGACAAAUAAAUACCGCCCGACGGCGCGGCCACCCGGCGCUCCCGCCCGUCGGGCCCAAGGUCCGCCCCCACCGCUUCCGGUGAAGGGCGACAGCGGCCCCUAGCGGCCGCACCGCCUCCUGGAGGCCUGGUCCUCGGAGCGCAGCCCGGGGGCGCCCGACAACGCGCGGUGCGAGCCGGCCGGAAGGGGCGGUGCGAGCCGGCCGGAAGG
Messenger RNA from Loxodonta africana (African savanna elephant), 3884 nucleotides. It is a transcript of the gene KCNK7, whose product is annotated as potassium two pore domain channel subfamily K member 7. The transcript is spliced from 3 exons. Lineage: Eukaryota; Metazoa; Chordata; Mammalia; Proboscidea; Elephantidae. Gene Ontology annotation, cellular component: plasma membrane. Gene Ontology annotation, biological process: potassium ion transmembrane transport; stabilization of membrane potential. The record is from RefSeq and is a predicted model, not a curated record. Gene Ontology annotation, molecular function: outward rectifier potassium channel activity; potassium ion leak channel activity. Bases 2184 to 3101 code for a protein of 305 amino acids.